Ostrinia nubilalis (European corn borer) is the source of this 8252-nucleotide messenger RNA. RefSeq names its product RB1-inducible coiled-coil protein 1 (gene Atg17). Gene Ontology annotation, cellular component: Atg1/ULK1 kinase complex; phagophore assembly site membrane. NCBI's taxonomy places the organism in Eukaryota, Metazoa, Arthropoda, Insecta, Lepidoptera, Crambidae. Gene Ontology annotation, biological process: autophagosome assembly; autophagy of mitochondrion; piecemeal microautophagy of the nucleus. Bases 288 to 4433 code for a protein of 1381 amino acids. Gene Ontology annotation, molecular function: molecular adaptor activity; protein kinase binding. The record is from RefSeq and is a predicted model, not a curated record. The transcript is spliced from 23 exons.
GUGAGUUGAUUAUCGAGCAAUGGUGGUAUUAUGACCUCAAGGGUUUGAUACAAAAUCAGUGCAUUAAUUAUUGUGUUGUUUUUCUUCAAAAUCUACUGAAUUAUAUUGCUAAAUGAAACAUCACGCUUCGAAUUUGAUGUUAUGCAACAAACUGUGAUGGCCUGCAGAGGCCUAGUGUGAUUUUCAGCGUAUGUUUUUACUCCAUGGAGUAUACUUUUAGACAUAAGCGGUAGCGAAGAACUGCUUCACUAGUUUUAUAUGCGACACUGAAAGGGAAAACCGCCACAAUGUUGUACAUUUUCCACGUGGACGCUGGUCAGAUGACCAUGUAUGAUAUGAAUCUCACACUACAAAGCGUGGCCAGUCUGAAAGCUGCAAUAGAAAAGAGGACCAAGAUCCCAGCAAACUUAUUGGUUCUGCUAGUGAGUGGGGGUGAGGUCUUGCAGUCAGACCACAUGGUAUCUUCGUACAGUGCUGGCACUGACACCAAUCCUAUCUACAUGUUUAGCAAGCCUUCAGUCAAGGAAAGUCACAUUAAACAGUCAAUAUGCAGCGACUUAAGCCCGAUACCAGAGUUAGAGCCGGAGUUCCGUGGCGAUGGGCGCACUACAUACGAGGGCAAGUCGAUCGCAGACCUGGCGUCUCUCGUGGAGAACUGCCGCUCCAAGGGCCCAACUGUCCACACGGUGAUGGCGUGCACUCAACUUGCGGAACAGUUCAGCGACUUGGCACAUGAAGUCUCCAGAAGCUGUGAGCAGCUGGUUCAUGAACAGCAUUUGCAGCAUCAGGGUUGGGCAGCUGUUGUGGCAAAUUUAGAAGACAUAUUCAAUGAGUUCUGCGAGAGGUCUAGAAAUUUCAAGGAGUCAUUCAGAAAACACCGGCUAAAAAAGGACGAGUAUCACGAGAAAUUGAAUGCGCUCAACGAAGUGUUAGAAUCGCUAGGCAAGAUUCCCAUACUACCCGCACUACAGUUGAACGCUGAAGCGCACAGGUUCUCGGCGUUUGACGUGUUCGAAGAGACAGACUUUGAGGGUCACCCAUACCGAGUCAGCCAUCCCCUGGACAACAGUUCGGAGACCAAAACCUGCCAGGACUUUGGCGUGGAAGCCCUGAAGUUGUCUGAGGAAGAAGUAUUCGAAAACAAAGAUGCAUCGUCAUGUAAAGACGUCGUACACUCUUCAGAGUCUGAGCAGCAAAUCGAAGAGUCGGACGAAGGCGUCACCUUCCAAGCCCAUCUGUACGAGAAAGACGACCCUACGCUACUCCACUGGAUACUGGCCCAGGGGAACAAGGCAUCCCUACAGGAUAUCCUGGACUACUGUCAGAAAGGACUGGCUCUGAUCGACGUAGAACCUCUCAAGGAACACGAGGACCAGUUGUGCCACAUCCUUCAGUACGCGAAUGACCACGGCCUCAAACAAAUCCGAGGCAUCGAGGACAGACUGUUCGGUCUCGACCAGAUCCUCAGCGAGGUCAAGAAACUGGAGCGAGACCAACACGACCAGGCCGCUUCUUUGAUACAGUACCGCGACCGCCUAAAUUCGGCGCUGGAUCCGUCAGUGCUGCCAACACUAGUGCAGUCCCACAUCUGCCAACUUGAGAAGCUUCUGAAGGGCCACCAGACGCUGGUAGACCGACGGCGGCGCAUCGCCAAGUCGAAGGAGGAGCUCUCGCAAGUCUUGCGGGCGAGAUUAGAGGCGGUGCUGAAGAUCGAGAACUCUAUGUCGGUGCAGGACGCGCACGCGAUGCUCUCGUUCCAGUGCUUCAACCGCCUGGAGCGGUACUUCGGCAUCGUCGCGCAGUUGCAUCAAGCGCCCGCGGUGUUCGUACGCGCUGUGCAUGAAGUCGCUAGGAGGCGGACCUUCUCGGAGGCGCAUAUAUUGUGGGCAGCAGACCUCGCAGCCAAGCUCUUAAAAAUCCACGACGAGGAGGUCACUCGUCGUCAAGAGUUCAACUCCCUCUUUGACGGACACUUCCUCAAAAGCCUCUUCCCUGGGAUGACGGAUUUACCGCCAAUAUUCGCGACCCAAGUGCCUCCGGAAUUCGACGCGCGACUUCCGAAACUGUCGGACGAAGACGUGGAGUAUAUCGCAACCUCUUUCCCGAAUCUGGCCAAGGAUGUGCCUAUUUCUGACAUGGAGUCUGUGGUCAGAUUCUUCAGGCAAAGGUUAAACGCUUCAGAGCAUGAAGAAAAAGAAGCUUACGUACAAGUGGACCUUGAUAAAGAUGUAGAAGACGAAAACGAGACGGGCGAGUUCGAGCGACUGAGUGGGCAGUCUUCCCAGCAGAGGAUGCGUCACGAUACCGCCACCAGCUGCGAGAUAGAGACAGCUGCUGCGGCCACGAUUACUGAUGACAACAUGGACACGCAUAAAAUUAAUAUAGACAAACUACAGGAGUUCCUUGUAAAACUGUGUACAUUAUGUAGAGCGAACAUGGUAUUUAUUAAGGAGGAAUUAGCCAAACUAAAAACAGACGCGGAUGAACAGAAGAACUUUAUUAAAAGUUGGUACUUAGAAAUAGUUCAAGCUUGGGAGAAAAGCAAUCAAGAAAUUGCUCUUCGUCAUCGCGAACAAACACAAAGGCUGACUGUAGACCACGAAUUGGAAUUAAGCGAUAUGAAAGCAACACUCACACAAAAAGACGAAGCAAUAGAAAAUCAAAAGAAAGAGAUGGAAGAUCUAAAAUUAGAACACCAGAAAGAAAUAGAAAAGUUAAACAACGAACACCAAAGUACAAAAGACUUGCUAGAGAAGACCCGGCAGGAGGUAGCCGGCUUCGAAAAGAAAUUGGAAGAAAUAGAGGUUCAGAAACAGAAAGAUAUAAAAGAGAUGCAGGAGAAGAUGCACAUGGAUUAUAAGGCUGAAAUAGAAUCAAUGCGAUCAAGGUUCCGUCUAGUAGCACUCACAAACAUGGACCGAUCGCCAUCCGAGUCUAGUUUAGAGAAGAUCGAGCGAACCGAUGUCAUUGAGAUAUCGAGCCACAACGCGAUAGUCAUGCAGACGAAAGAAAACGCAGAAGUUGAGAAAGAGGAGGCUGUGAAAGAUGCUGUGACGAAGGCCGAGGCCGAAUGGAAGGCCAAGAUGGAGGCCGAGCUCGCCUCUGUCAAGGCUAAGCUAGAAACUGAAAAGCAGACAACGAUAAAUGAAGUGACACGACGUCUGCUGUCUGAGAAGAAUCGUCAGCUUGAUGCGCUUCGGGACCGCGAGCAAGCGUUAGCGCGGGAGUGCAGCAAGUACCGCGACACUAUACAGCAGCUGACCGACCCCGAGACCAAUGACUACGACGCCCUGCUCAAGACUCAGGUCAGUUACACUGUCAAGUGGAGUCGUCAGCUCGAGACGCUUCGGGACCGCGAGCAAGCGUUAGCGCGGGAGUGCAGCAAGUACCGCGACACUAUACAGCAGCUGACCGACCCCGAGACCAAUGACUACGACGCCCUGCUCAAGACUCAGUUUGCAACACUGGAGAACGAAAAGGCAGUGUUGCAACAACAAGUCCAGGACCUGAAGAAGGAAUUGGAGAAGAAAGCAGACGACGCUGAAAAGAGCAGGGAUGACGAUAGCGAUGGCAGGUCGUCACCAAAAGAGAAGGAAGGCAAGCGGUCUCGCUCGCGCUGCCACACGCCCUACGGCUUGUCAGCGGGCACGCUAAGCCUGUCAUCGUGCUUACCCGGGCACACAGUUCUCGUGCUAUGGGAUCCAUCACAUCUUAACUACACAGUAUUGCAGGAAGCGCCAAUAAUGUACUUUGUGCAUAGCGAUUGCUUGCCUGCGCUAGACCUCAGUAUACAAGCGAAGAACGAAAGCGAACGUCGUCUUUACGCUAUCGCCACAGUCGACUCUAAGGAGUACUGUUAUGCUAAGAAGAGCGGCAACCGUUUCGGAAUGCCGCGUGGCUCGCGUUUCUACCGCGUGCGAGUGCGGCCGCCACGCACUGCGCCUAUUGCACAGCCGCCGUGCUGCGAUCACCGCCACAAGCCCGUUGCAGAUGCCAUGCGCGGAAGCGUGCUCGCCGUGUUGGGCGAGCAACGGCCGGUUAAGAAAUGGCUGACCUACAUGCAUGCCCCAGACAUCCAAAAGUCGGUCGAUACAAGUCAGUCGACCAGUUCGAACACUGACGAAGCGAGUCGCGUGGGUGAGGUGGCUACGGCGACUCUGAUCAACCUGGAUUCGCCGGUGUCGACCAGCGAGCCGGCUUCCAGUGGGAGUGCUAAUGUGCCCGGGGAAGACCAAUUGGAUUCGAUUGAAGCCAGUGAGCAGUGGCAGACCUCCAAAAUGCAGCUGUCAACUGUCAGCGCAGUAACCGACAUGGAAUGCAGCGUGGGCCGCGUAGUACCAGAACCCCUGGAACUCACCGUAUCAGCAGUCUCCGUAGUGUCGCGUGGAGGUGGUCUUCAAGGCUCCGAGCUGGCCGAAGAGGCCACGCCUUGACACGGUGACCCCUCCCCCGGGGGGUCAAAGGAACCCCUCAUUUAGGGGCCCCGGUCGAAGCCUCUCACAGACAGGUAGCGAAGGAAAUAUAUCCUGAUACUUGUAUAUGGCCGGUGGCCUUAUUACUUCUCCCCUUAAUUACUAAAAAUGACAGUCAAAUUGUUACGUGAUUAUCACACAUUUGAAACGGUGAUAUAAGACUAAUAUACUUUUUAUGAAUAAGGGGUCUAGUAUUAUAAUAAUUAAGUAUUGCAAAUAAAAGAGGGAAUGAAAUAGAAAUCUGUGCACAAGGCAACACUUCACAUUUAUUGAUAUAGCAACACCAGUCUAGGCCAAUCUGUGAGAGGAUAUUUUUAUGUCUUACAAAAGACGUAUUCGUUAUUCGUUCGUCUUAAUUUUUACAAGGGAUCGACGUCAUAUUGAAAUAGAGCCAUUCCGUGUUAUUUGCUUUAAACAACAAAUUAAUAAUGCUGAUGUCUAUUAAAUGAUUUUAAAGGUUAUGUAGGAUAAGAACGAUUGUAAUACCCGAUCGCAGUAAAUAAUACGGGAUAGCUAUAAUAUUAUAUCUUAUUACAUUUGCCUGAUUAUAACAGAGUAAAUUAUUAAAAUCAAUUAUAACGCGUGACUUAUAUUGUAAUAGCCCUUGAGAAAGGAUAUACCUUGUUUGGUGUGUAAAGGGCGAAGAAAUAAUUUUAUUUAGAUCUCCUUUGGGAGCCUUUGGAUAGAUCCACCCCAUCACUUUUAUAAGGAUCACAAAAUAUAUGAUAUUGUUUAAUUAUAGUGUUAGGGUAUUUGUUUUUUAUAUCAAAUACACAUUACAAGCAUUAUAGCUUUACUAAUGUCUUACUAUAUUAUUUUAUUUUUAAAUGCACGGACCCGUUGAGAAGUUUUUACCUUACAAUUUCUUUUAUAUAACUCAAAUACCCUAUGAUAGGUACAUAUCGGUCAAAUAACGAGUAUAUUUACUUUAUUAUAUCGCAUACGAUUUGUAUGAGUAAAUUAUUUUUUACUUUCCGAGCAUUAUUCCACCUAUUCGAUGUCUUCCAGGCUUUACAUUUAUACAUGAUGUAUUUCAAAAUUUAAAAAGUUUUGCUUGCUCGGAAUCGGGUAUAAUGUUCCUUGCCCUUCAGUAUCCGACAAAAAAUACAUUUGACUUAUAAAAAGUAGAAAUGGCCAAAAAAGCUUAAGAUAUUUCGAUUCUGUCUUUCUCUUUCAUCACGUCAUUCAUGUAAUCUAAAAAGAAAAAUGUGUUUAUGAGGUUGAACUCAUAGUUAGUGUACUAUUUUUGGCGGGUACUGUUUAAAUGCUUGUUUCAUGAAGUUUAUUUACAUCAAUAUUCAUGAUAACAACAAAAACUUAAACCCAAAAGAACUCUUCAUUUAGAUGUUAUACUUGAUCUUUAUGAUGUUAGUUUUCGAGAAGUCGCCGUGACUUCGCUUCGAUAUUUCGAUUGGACAGUGAUUUUUCUCUAUAGUACAAAUUAUUUAGUCGUCUUAAAAGCUUUAUAGGAAUUAUAUUUUGAUCUAUUUCAUAUUUAUUAUUAUUUCUAUACAGUAGUUGUGUUGUGUUAUAUUUUAGUUGGUCUUAAUGAUUUAUUUCAACAGAUUUAGCGUUACAUUUUAUAAUAUUAUAAUUUCACCUAUAAAGCAUUGGUGAUAUAAUUUAGACAAGCACAAAAUUGAUUGCAUGAGAGAAUAAAUUAUAAGUUAGCUUCGUCCGUAACUUCAGGAGAAGUAUAAUAAUAGCAGGAGUUUAUAGUUGUAGGUGAAAUACAGGACUCGUGAGUAAUUUAAAUACAGGAUGGGAGAAAUAGAUUGUCAACAACAACAACAAGAAUACUGUAAUAAAUGAAGAAAAAAUAUGUAUAAAACGCAUAAUUUAUAGUGACAACGAAUUCGAGAUGAUGGCUUUGAUUUUUUUAAUAAGUUUUCUUCUCUGCCCCCUGUAUUAAAUAAGGUAUCGUAUCUGGAGGGUGAAAGACAUUUCGUCAAUUAAAGUUAAAGUAUUAAAAGAACGAGUUACAAUUCACGGGUCCUGUAUUUGGCCUUUGCAAUAGGAUGUGUUUAGACAUUUAACACGUGCUUGGCAAUAACUGGGCGUGGUUAAAAACAGCACUCUAUGACGAAUCCAAUCGACUUUGAAAUGUAUCGUUUUAUGAUUCAAAUUCAAUUGAGGGAAUCCACCGUUUUAUAUGUUGUGAUCAUUGUAAAGAAGCACAACGUUUGAAAUAUUGUCUAUAAUAUUUAGAGAGUGCAUGUGCACAGUGCAAGUGACAUUCAGUUUUGUAGUGCGUUUUUUUCCACGCGCCUACUUAUUAUCGAGUUCGAUACCCAAUGCGGCUGUAGAGUCGCAUGCUUAAUGUUUCCCUACCUACCUAUAAGUCUACUAUCUUGAUACCUAAGUCAUAGUGAUUAUUUAGUGGAACUCCAGUUCUUCGUCUUAGGAAUUUCUCUUUAGGCUUCAGCAAUGAUAACGCUUAACACUCGAUCUCGAUUUAAUAACUCGACGAAUCCCUUUACUCCUAAAGAUUUGACACUAGCUAAUAGUAUUAGUGCUCUUCAUAGAUCUUUUGAUGAUAUCCAACUUUCCUCAGAAUUAGAAUUUAACGUGUCCCAAUCUAAGUAUUCUAACAUCAAUUAAAAUAGAAAGUAUUGAAACAGUUGUGAUUAGAACUGAUAGCACACCCAUUUGCGUCCGGUAAAUCGUUAGCGUUUCAGACUAAUUGGUAGACACGUCUGUCGAAGCGCAAAUUGAUGUUGUGUUAAUUAAGACAUGAGAGCAUCGCUUGGUGUGAAAUUUUUUUGUGGCCUUAUUAUAAGUGGCGCCCAACGUGGGGCUACCAGUGCCACCGACCUCGUUUCUGCGGAACCCGAGUGUAAAGAAAUAAGGUUAGUGGCACCGUACUCGGCGACCCGCCGACUGCUGUGAUAGUGCGUGCUGUGCUCUCCUCGACUCCCAACGAAUAGUUUUGUAAGUACAAAACUUAUAAAAGCAAACUAAUUUUAAUUAAUAUUAGGGCCUAUUGUUAAGAACGUAAUUCACAUGUUACACUAAAACUAAGUCUUGUUUUGUACUGAUAAAACUGUUCGUCGUAUUCGGCUCAAGCGGUAUUCGGCGAUCGAAGUUUUUUCGUGAAUUCGAUAUUGAUUUUCGUUGUCAUAGUUAGGAUUUCAGGUUAUAGAGUAAGUGUGGUGGGAUGGCUUGCUGGAGCUUGAUUAUGGCUUAAUCUGGGGGUGGGGAUAAAUUUUAAUGGAUCCUGUUAACCUGACUAUGGCGACUCGCAAUCAAUAUUGACACUCGAUCAGUCGAAUGAGUGGGAAAACCUCGGACACGAGCGAUCGUUGCGACUCGUGUCUCGGCGGAGGUUAGCCACUACUGAAAGAUUCGUGUAUUGUUAAUGUAAAUAUAGUUGUCGAUGAGCUAAUAAUGAUCUUUAACAUAGCAGCCGAAUUUGUUUCAAUCAUAGUGAUAUGAUGAACUUUAUGUAUUAUGCCAUUCGUGAAGGAGCUGACGUGUAGGGUAACAGUUAUUGAUAUUGUGUGUGUGCUGGACACAAGGAUUCACCGAUUUUAUCAUGUUGACGAAUUAAUUUUAGUUUGCAGGAUUGUUCAUGUUAAAUUUAUGAUCAUGUCAUGUUAUUGUGUCAUAUGGACAGUUUUUGGAAUGUUUUGCGACUGCUAAUGCAUAAUAAAUCAACCGUGUGAUUGCUUAAUUGUACUAUUUUGUAGUGACCAAUUUUAUCGUUAGAAAAUAAAAAAAUGUAAAAUUGAUAAUUUUAAUGUAAUUUUUAUAUACAAUAAAUAGACGAUUUUGUACAAA